Lethenteron reissneri (Far Eastern brook lamprey) is the source of this 3266-nucleotide messenger RNA. It is a transcript of the gene NAGPA, whose product is annotated as N-acetylglucosamine-1-phosphodiester alpha-N-acetylglucosaminidase. Lineage: Eukaryota; Metazoa; Chordata; Hyperoartia; Petromyzontiformes; Petromyzontidae. The record is from RefSeq and is a predicted model, not a curated record. Gene Ontology annotation, biological process: secretion of lysosomal enzymes.
GUUGGGGGGUAACCCCGGCGCGCGCGCGCGAGGCGCCCCAGUCGGGGCCGGGUGGCUCGGCCCAGCAGGGCGACAUGGUGGGGACGCGGCGGGGGCGACUCUGGCCGCGGGAGUUCGCGGUGGUGGCAGUGGCGGUGUUCGUGGUCGUCGUGUCUCUCACGGUGCGGGCGCAGGCGGAGCCGUGGCGAUCGGGGCCCCGCACGGGGCCGUCCCUCGAUGACGAUCUACUGCUGCCCUACCCGGCGGGCUCCCCGCACGGGGCCCGCGUGCCGCUGCGCGUGGUGCGGCAAUGUCAACCGGAGACCUAUGGCAACGUCACCCACGAGGCGUGGCCUGCUCACCGGCCCGGCGCGGCCCACGGUCACGGUGUUAUCACGCACCAGUUCGUCUCCGACAUCAAAACUAGCGACGGCGCUAAGAAGUUCGUGUACGGCCACUGGACGGUGGUGGAGGAUCCGGCGCGGACCCUGUCGGUGCUGGAGCCGGGAGGAGAGGGCGGGUGCUCAGAUUAUCGGCGCGAGACGGUGGCGGAGACGGCAGGGACGCGUCGCUGCCUCGUCUCUGCCAACGCAGGCUUCUUCCGCCCGUACACGGGGCGCUGCCUCGGCAACAUCGUGAGCGACGGGCACUCCGUGCUCGGUGCCAACGGAGUGAGGAACGCAAAUUUCGGCAUACGCCGGGACGGCACCAUCGUCACCGGGUACCUGUCGGACGACGAGGAAGAGGAGGAACAGGAUGGUGCGGAGCAGAGCCCCUGGCUGCAGCUAGUGUCCGGCGUGGUGUGGCUGUUGCGUAACGGCUCCAUCUACAUCAACGAGAGCCGUGCCGUCGAGUGUGGCGACACCCAGGAGACCGGCACGUUUGACCGCUUCAUUAGCGUGGUGUCAGCACGCACGGCCGUCGGGCACGACCGCGAGGGGCGCGUCGUCCUCGUGCAGAUCGACGGCCAAACGGAUGCACGCGGAGUGAACCUGUGGGAGUUCGCCGCCUUCCUGCAGGCGCACGGUGUCGUGAACGCCGUGAAUCUGGACGGCGGGGGCUCGGCGACACUGGUGCUCAACGGCUCGCUCGCCAACUACCCGUCCGACCACUGUGCGGAAGACCCCAUGUGGCGUUGCGCGCGCCACGUCUCCACUGUGCUGUGCGUGCAUGAGCCGGCAUGUGCGCCGCCUGGGUGCGGCGAGCAUGGCGAGUGUGUGGCCGGGCUGUGCCGGUGCCGGCGCGGCUGGGUGGGCGCCGUGUGCGACACGCUGCUCUGCGGCGCCGCCAACUGCAGCGGCCGUGGCAUUUGCACGGAAGAUGGCUGUGUUUGUGACGCCGGGUGGAUGGGUGAAAACUGCACAACCGAUUGCCCCAAGGGAUGGUUCGGGGGCGGCUGUGCCCAGCGGUGCGCGUGUGCGCACGGCGCGACCUGUGACCCUGUGAGCGGGCGCUGCGGUUGUGCGCGUGGGUUCCACGGCGCCCACUGUGACGCAGAGUGCCCUCCGGGCCUGCACGGCUCUGGCUGCACCCUCGAGUGCAACUGCAGCCACAGCUGCACGUGCGACGCUGUCACCGGCAACUGCACCGGCGGCGCCCUCCCCAGCAGCAUCAGCAAAGUGUGCUCCUGCCUGGCGCAGCGCGCGGUGCGGCAGGGCGCGGCCGCCAGCCUCUCGCAUCUUGCUACGGACCCCUGGUUCCUCGUCUCCUCCGCGCUGGCCGUGCUGGCGGCGCUGCUGGUGCUGGGAAACGUGCUGCAGUGGUUGGGGCCAUCCCGGUGUCGGCGAGCACGCGGGCCUGGGCGCUACGAGUACCAUGCGCUGGUGCCCACCGCCAACGGCCGCCAGGCCCGCGAGGAGGAGGUCAGCACAGGCGACGACGACGACAAUCACGAGGUGGAGGCCUCCGUGGUGUCACUUACGGGACCGCCAGGGGUCACGUAGAGGUCGGUUACAUUGGGAGAGGGCAGGUGAGCGGGGCGGUCACAUGGUGCUGAGGUAGGGUCGCGCAUUUGCUGCUGAUUGAUGAAGUUCGUGGAUUGAACCCAGUAGUAGGUGGUUUCCUGCUUGAAUGAGCAUUGAGGCUGUGCUCAUCUUCUGUUUACAACCCUGAGCCUGUGGUGUAAAUUCUACAUUCCUAUGGCAGGGGUGAGGCUAUCCAUAUGGUUGUAUUAAUCGUGAACACGCACAGUGUACUUCACGAUGGAUGUUAAAGUUCCCGUGAACGUUAUUCAACAAAAGAUGAGGCUGUGUGUGGCAGCUCCGCCAUUCAAACUCGCCAAGUUUGGUAACUUACUCGCAGUUGAGGUCGUGUUGCCACGUGGCAAGAUCGCUGUAUGCCAGCACACUAAUGCCCACUUGCUGCCUGGUGCAAUGCCCACCUUUUGCUGCUCAGGAACAGAUGGUGGCGGAGGGUGGUCCCCCUUGGCGCUGUAUAAACGUCAGUCGUUGACGAUGCCUGCCAUUUUAUUGGAGGUUGCCUGCCCAGUUGAUUACCAGUUAGGGAUGGCUGAUUUAGAUUUGGCCACAUUUUAGCGACAGCAAUUGACAUUUGCCAUCGACGAUCACUCUUAAGUAGCCCUGGUUUAGCGCGGCCUUCAGCUCCGUCAGAUGAUGGAAUAGCGCACUAGGCCACGGCAGCUCCAUACCAGUUAUGUCUUCCGGACUCGCAUUUCCAUGCCAAUGGGGGGAUGCCAUGGUCUGUGCGGGAAGUGCACGAGUCGUGGGCGGAGCGGUCGCGAGGGUGAUUGCGCGUUCCGCGAGCGCGCUGCGGGUAUUAAUUUUGUGGGAUGUGGGAGCCGGGCGUUGCGUCCCCCUUCAUGCGUGUGCAGAGCCUUCCCUGUGGCUCUCGCGCCAUGCGACGCGGGAAGAGGUGGCGACGGAUGUGUUGAGGUGCAAUUCUUAACUGUGAACGACUCGCCGCCGUUUACAAUCGGUUUAAUAUUAUUGCGCGGCAUGCUGUGACGUCAACGGGUCGGGUCUGUAGCCCGGCAGGCAGAAGCGUUCGUUUGUUUGAUUUUCGUUUCCCAAUGAUGUUCCCCGGCCGGUUGUGUUGCAACACUUUAUUGAUCUACGCACAUUGCUCAUCUCUUGGGACUACGAGCCAAGGAAGGCUGGGCUGGGCGGAUUCCGGGGGACGAGCAACACGGGGACCAAGCGUCUGCUGCUGUUGUGUCGGCAAGUGCCUCGUGGUUUGUCCGACGGUGGAACUCGCUGCAUCCGUGGAAGCGUUUCACGGGCUGUGAUGAAAUAAACGUUCCGCCGCAGGACGUCGCAUUGUCGUCGGUU